AUGGGCUUCAGUUCACACUCUCCUCGCAUCUUUGCGCGACUCCCCCAUAUUGGACGGACUUCCCUUCAAACAGAGGCCGUCCAGAAGUCUGCAAUCGUGGAGCCCUCCGCUGGUUACACUGCCAGCAUGGGAACUUUCGACUUCUUGAGCCAGCUCCCAGGCGAACUGGUUGACGACAUCUGUGCAAACCUAGAAAUCAAGGACAUUCACAGUUUCCGCUUGACCUGCAAAAUGCUCCACAAGAAAUCCUACCGCCAAUUCGCCGUUUGCCAUUUCCGAAUUGCACAAUUCAUGAUCACCCGCGAGAGUCUUCAAGCCUUAAGAGACAUAUCGAAAGACGAAAGAUUUAGGGCCCACAUUAAAGAGAUUCAAUUGUGCCUGAUUACGUUCCCGACGUCAAAAUUAGAUCAAGUGGAUUCUAAUCCAUUGACGGCUGAAGAGAAGGACAGAGAGGUUUAUAUUAAAUCACAACCAAAAGGGGAAGCUGUGUCAGAAAUGAAGAUUAACUUAGCUGAAUUUAGGAAACAGCUUAAGAGACGGCGACGCAGACUCUAUGGUCGACACAUGCAUUCUCAGCACACCAUCCGAAAGCGGGGUAUUGAUAUAGAGUUGCUCUCUGAGGCACUCCGAAACCUUCCCAAAUUGGAGAGUUUCACCAUUCUUGAACAUCUUGACCGAGAAUAUCCUCCAUGGGGUUGUCGGAAGAUUCGCGAUGAUAUCGGAUUCUGGCCAUUAACAGGAUCCAUGUCCCAGUCGCAAAGUAGUGACUGGAUAACUCCUUGGCAACUGGAUUACGAUCUACUGCGUCGGCAUUGUCUCAAUUUCUGCUCUCAUGCCCUGUCCCUCGCCUUAGGUGCUAUUGCCAGGAGCCAAACUAGGCUGAAAGGGGGGCUCAGAGUGGAAGGAGCGGUCUAUAAUUUUAUCGUAGCCCAGGACCGAUCAAGGAGUCGCUGUGCAACUCCUGCAAAGACAUUUUCUCAGCCUGACAUUGAGAAACUUAAGCCUGCCUUUUCGGAGCUUACAGACCUUUCCAUCAAGUCGUACGGCUACUACCGUGAAGAUCUACUCUUGACUGGACACAACACUCCGUUUUCGUGGCUCCCUAAGUUUAUCCCGCUCUGGCAAUCCGUAAAAAAUUUUGAGUUUAGAGGAGCAGGACUUGCCGGCGAGGCACAGGUUUUUAACAUGUUGGCUGAAUCCAAGGACUGCUUCCCGCGCAUGCAGAGCCUCCUACUACGAACCACUUAUUUCCAGGUUUCCGCCUUGAUUAAGGUCGUCAUGAACCAUGCCGGCACCCUUCAAUACUUGAGCAUCCACGCCUGCGACCCAAUCCAUGGCGAGUUCCCCCAUUUAUUGCACGGCUUAGUGGGAGACUUUGCACUUAUCUCGCUGAAGCUAGUCAAUGAUAGGCGAGUAGCGUCGUGGAUUAGAAAUAACCAUAAUCAAACGCAACUACUCACUGGUCUUGGCACUUCAUUUCUGAGAAUACAAGAGGGCACACCUACUGCCUUUCAGCUGAGACUUGAAAGCACUUUGGCUGCCAUCCGGAAUGGGUAA
Messenger RNA from Lindgomyces ingoldianus, 1557 nucleotides. RefSeq lists its product as uncharacterized. Gene Ontology annotation, molecular function: protein binding. NCBI's taxonomy places the organism in Eukaryota, Fungi, Ascomycota, Dothideomycetes, Pleosporales, Lindgomycetaceae. Bases 1 to 1557 code for a protein of 518 amino acids. The transcript has a single exon. The record is from RefSeq and is a predicted model, not a curated record.